AUGGACUCGUAUUCCGUUGAAAAAGACAUCACUUAUAUUAAGGAUUGGCUUAAGAAGGAACCACAUUUACCCAAUGACUUUGGUGUGGAAAGAAACGUACAACCUCCAAAUGUGGCGAACGCUUUUAAAGUGGCACUUAUGUCUGCUGACCUAAGACUUAAAGAGGAAUCAGAAGAAGUAGAUGGGGAUGUUUUUAUAUUGGACGCAGCAGUGGCCACUGUCAACCAUUUUGCUAGAUUUACGCCAAUGUUGAUCAAGAAGUUUCUUAUAUGUGUACAGGCGAGUGUCAUUAAGAAUAAUACCAUAUUUGUUCAUGCUGAUGUAAAUGACCUCUACAAGCAUGUGCCCCAGGAGAUAAUGCCAACAGAUUAUGGAGGGAAAGUUGGAUCAAUGAAUGAUAUUCAUCAUGCUUGGAUUAAGAAAACUGAAGAAUGUAAAGAUUGGUUUUUGGAACAAGACAAAUACAAAAGUGACGAAAGUCGUAGACCCGGAAAGCCUAAAAAUCAUGACGAACUCUUCGGCUUAGCGGGUUCUUUCCGUCAAUUAGACAUAGACUAA
Molecule: messenger RNA, 558 nt
Organism: Danaus chrysippus (African queen)
Lineage: Eukaryota; Metazoa; Arthropoda; Insecta; Lepidoptera; Nymphalidae
Source: the annotation of a GenBank genome assembly